UCAGAACGCACGCAUGGAGCUCAACAUUGGGCAGAUAUUCACUAUCCUGUGAGUUUCCAUCCUCUCCUCCUCCUCCUCCUCCUCCUCCUCCUCCUCCUCCUUCUUUUUACCCUCUUAUUCCUUCUCCUCCUCUUCCUUCUUUCUACCCUCGUCUUUUCCUCUCAGUUCUACAACACAGGUGGUUUUAGGAGUUUUCUGACGUUUACAUCUUCGCUGGCCACGCCUAACAUUCCUAGUGCAAGCAUUGUGCUCACUGUGACCAUCUUGUCUUCCAUCGGCGCACCAACAGAAAGCGCUGGUCUGCUCUUUGCCAUGGAGUGGCUCUUAGAUCGGUGUCGAUCCGGAAGCGGAGCAUUGUCAAUCAUGUUUGUGGCUGCAACCGCUGAGGCGAUUCACGAAAGGGCACUAAAGAGAAAGCGUGUUGAUGACACCGAAACUUUCACAGAAAUGGGUGAAAGUGCUGUAUCACCUGUGUAA
Messenger RNA from Hydatigera taeniaeformis, 477 nucleotides. Lineage: Eukaryota; Metazoa; Platyhelminthes; Cestoda; Cyclophyllidea; Taeniidae. The record is from the annotation of a GenBank genome assembly.